This is a messenger RNA of Aquila chrysaetos chrysaetos, 4635 nucleotides long. RefSeq names its product caprin family member 2 (gene CAPRIN2). The record is from RefSeq and is a predicted model, not a curated record. The coding region runs from base 660 to 4286 and encodes 1208 amino acids. Gene Ontology annotation, molecular function: signaling receptor binding. Lineage: Eukaryota; Metazoa; Chordata; Aves; Accipitriformes; Accipitridae. The transcript is spliced from 19 exons. Gene Ontology annotation, cellular component: cytoplasm. Gene Ontology annotation, biological process: positive regulation of canonical Wnt signaling pathway.
CUGAAGAUGAGGGUGGCGGAGCAUCUCUUGGAGAAAUUCUCUGUUCAAGGUUAAAGCCCAGCCCCUCCCAUCAAAGCUGGUGUCUUGCCGUGGCACAGGCACGGCUUUUGGAUGGGUGUAGGCAGAGACCAGUUCCUCAUGAAGAAUGAUGCUGUUGUAACUGAGUGUGCUGCUUGCUUUAUUAAGCAAUUUUUUUCGGUCUUUGCUUUUUCAAUUGAAAUCUUUUCGGUUUUAAAUUCUCAGUUGGAUUGCUGCAAAGGUCGUGAAGAGGUAAAACUGAUUUAAUGGGGCUAAGAAGAGGGGCUAUACCUUCAGGCAUGCCACUUCCAAAUUUUCAUUCAGGCUGCAGCCUGGAUGCGAGGCUGGCGGCGUGAUUUGCAAUUGCUUGCUUGCAGUUUUUUCCCCUGUGGGUGAUGUGUGCAGGAAACCUGCCUAGUUUUAUAUGGACGCUAUAUUGGGUUUCUGGAAUCAUCCCCUGUGCUGUCUAAUUCUGCCUAUGUAAAGGAUUUCUGGUGUCUGGAUGGGUGGGGAGACUUGAACAAUACAAAGUUUGCCUUGCUUUGAAAUUCCUGCUACAGAUAUUUUGAAAGGGCAGGGAGAAGAGUGAAAGAUUGUGAUAAAUUCUAACCAAGGCUCGGCUUUGUGGCUACAUGUUCUGAAUGUGUGAGAAGAAAAGAUGUAACUUUAAAAAGGGGAAGGGGGGAGAGAUGGAGCUAAAUAAAAGGAGUUUCUUUGCAGCUCCAUCCAUUUCAAUGGUGCAGCUUUCCCAAGCCCCUUUCCGUUGCCCAUCAUCACCUUCAGGCCGGUCAGAGGAGGGUGAGGAUAAGAGCAUGAAGGCGGCCAAGCAGCAGGUGAACCCGUCUGGGGAGACCCAGCCUCCCUCCAGCCCCCUGCAGUCUGCGCUGAACUCGGCAGCCUCUCCUUCCCAGGCGUAUGAGACUUACAUCGAUAAUGGGCUUAUCUGCCUGAAACACAAGAUCAGGAACAUUGAGAAAAAGAAGCUCAAACUAGAAGACUACAAAGAUCGCCUGAAGAAGGGAGAAGCCCUCAAUCAAGACCAGUUGGAGGCAGUAGAGAAAUAUGAUGAAGUAGUACACAACUUGGAAUUUGCCAAGGAGCUUCAGAAGACUUUUUCAGGACUUAGCCAAGAUCUGCUGAAAGCACAGAAGAAGGCUCAGCGAAGAGAAAGUCUAUUGAAGCUUGAAGCAGAGAAGAAAAAACUGCGUACAAUACUUCAAGUCCAGUAUGUACUGCAGAACUUCACUCAAGAGCAUGUUCAGAAAGAUUUCAAAGGUGGUGUGAAUGGUGCAAUAUACUUGCCUUCUAAAGAACUAGACUACCUCAUAAGAUUUGCGAAACUGACAUGUCCAGAAAGAAAUGAGAACUUGAGUGUUGAAGACCAGAUGGAACAAUCAUCUCUCUACUUCUGGGACCUUCUAGAAGGAAGUGAGAAACCUGUGGUUGGAACAACAUAUAAACACAUGAAGGACCUGUUAUCCAAACUUCUAGACUCUGGCUACUUUGAAAGUAUUCCGACUCCUCGCACCACUGUGCCAGUAAAAGAAUUGGAAGAAGAAGUAAAUAGAAAAUCUGAGAGAACAAGACAGAUGUCAAAAGGAGAGUCUGUCAAAGAACCAGAAUCCAUUAUGGAGCUUAUGAAGUCUGAAAUACAGCCACAGGAGUUUCUCAACAGGCGUUAUUUGCCUGAAGCAGAAUACUCUGUCAAGAAGAAGCCAGAAGAGCCCAAAUCUUGGGAAGCUGAAUGUGCUAGAAGGCAAGAACCUCCAAAGUCCUGGGAAAUGCUUGUUGAUAUUGAAGAGCAGGAACAGAAGCAGAAACAAGAGACCUUAAAGCCUUGGGAAGCUCGUGUUAGGCAGCAAGAACCAAAAAGAUCAGAUUCUCCAAAGCCUUGGGAAACUCAUGUUAAAGAGGAGGAACAGAAGCGUGAGUCUACAAAGCCCUGGGAGACCCGUGUUGAGGAGGAAGAACAGAAGAAGCAAGAAGCUCCAAAGGCCUGGGUAGCACGUGUCCGAGAGGAGCAGGAGUCCCCCAAACCUUGGGUAGCAAAGGUUAGGGAAGAACAGGAGCAGAAGAAACAGGAAUCACCUAAGCCAUGGAUAGCAAAAGUUAGGGAAGAGCAGGAACAGAAAAAGCAGGAGUCCCAAAAAUCUUGGGUAACUAAAGUUAAGGAAGAACCAGAACAAAAGCAGGAAUCUCCAAAGCCUUGGGUAACCCAAACUAGGGAGCAACCAGAACAAAAGAAGCCAGAGCCUGUGAAAUCAUGGGAAAUGCCUGUUAGGGAAGAGCCAGAGCAAAAGAAGCAGGAGCCUGUGAAGGCUUGGGCUGCACAUGUUAGGGAGGAGCCAGAACAAAAGAAGCAGGAGACUCGAGAGGCUUGGGAAAAAGCUGACAGGCAGCAGCAAGUAUCAUCACAGCAGUUACAGAACCCUCCGAAGUCCUGGGGAGCUGCAAAUGUUGGGCCAAAGGAGCAGAUGGGGCCAAAGAAGUUUGAUAUGGAACCCAAAGAAGUGCCUAAACCUGUACAUCAGCCAGCUGCAGAAUUUUGCUCUACUUCAACUCUUCCAAAAGAUCCAGUAUUGAGAAGGGAAAAACUUCAGGAUCUGAUGACUCAGAUACAAGGGACUUACAACUUCAUGCAAGAGUCCAUUCUGGAUUUUGAUAAAGCUUCACCAAGUGCCAUUGGUUCAUCCCAACCACCUUCAGUUACUCCAGCAAGUAGUCCUGUAGCUUCAAAAGAACAGAAACUGCCAAGUCAGAGUGAUUUUCUUCAACAGCCCCUUCAAGCUGCUGCUUCAUCCAUGACACUGCAUGGUUCAAAUACUUCCCUAGCAUCUGCUGAUCAGACUCUUUCUGGCUCUGAAGCUGAAGACUUGGUGACACCACAGACACAACAGGCAUCAGCAUCACUUUCUCAAGAGACUGAAAAAUAUACUUCCCAGCCACUGUAUCAGACAAGUUCACGUAUUUCUGAGCCACUGAUACCUAAAAAGAUUGAAAUUGCCCAGGCAACUAUUCCCCUCCCAAGUGAGCCACAGUCACCAUUGCCUACUUCAAGCACCUCCAUGUCGCCAGUACCACCAGCGCAAAGCUUUCAGUCUCCUCCAGCAAGCAGCAGUUCUGUCACAAUAACAGCAGCUCCCUUUCAGGCUAUGCAGACUGUAUUUAAAGUGAAUGCACCACUGCCUCCACGUAAAGACCAGGAAACUAAAGAGGAUUCUUCAUAUUCAGCAGGAUAUAACCAGAGUUUCUCUACAGCAAGUACACAGACUCCUCCUCAAUGCCAGUUGCAAUCUUCUCAUGUUGCAGAACAAACCUCUAUUUCACAAGAAUCUCUGUCUUCGGCAGUGAAUUAUCAACCUGAUGGAGCUGUUCCUGUUAGCAAUGGUAGCCUUGCCUUUUAUCCAGCACAGACUAAUGUUAUUCCCAGACCCCCUCAGCCUUACCUUAACAGUCGUGGGUCUGUCAGAGGAUCUGCUAGAGGUGGAAGGUCACUGGCUAAUUCAUAUCGUUCCCCUGGUGGAUACAAAGGUUUUGAUGCUUACAGAGGCUCACCUUCAAUAACUAAUGGCAACUAUGGCCAGCUGCAGUUCCCUGGUAGAGAUUAUGCUGGAAUGCCAUAUUCUCAGAGGGAUGUUAAUUACCAGCAGUGCUAUAAACGAGGUGGGAUAACUAGUGGUCCUCGAGCAAAUUCAAGAGCAGGGUGGAGUGAUUCCUCUCAGGUGAGCAGUCCAGAACGAGACAAUGAAACCUUUAACAGUGGGGACUCUGGGCAGGGAGACUCCCGCAGCAUCACCCCUGUUGAUAUGCCAGUGACGAGCCAAGCUGCUACCAUACUACCAGUGCACGUCUACCCCCUCCCGCAGCAGAUGAGAGUUGCCUUCUCUGCCGCUAGAACAUCUAACUUGGCCCCUGGAACUCUAGACCAGCCAAUUGUGUUUGAUCUGUUGCUGAACAACCUUGGAGAAACUUUUGAUAUCCAGCUUGGUAGGUUCAACUGUCCAGUGAAUGGUACAUAUGUCUUCAUCUUCCACAUGCUGAAACUAGCUGUAAAUGUUCCCCUGUAUGUGAAUCUCAUGAAGAAUGAAGAGGUCCUAGUGUCAGCCUAUGCAAAUGAUGGGGCUCCUGAUCAUGAAACAGCUAGUAAUCAUGCAGUCCUGCAGCUGUUCCAGGGAGAUCAGAUCUGGUUGCGUCUGCAUCGGGGAGCCAUCUAUGGAAGUAGCUGGAAAUACUCCACCUUUUCGGGAUACCUCCUUUAUCAGGACUAAAAUCCAGUGCGAUGUUUACAAAAGAUCUGCUCCAAACACCUUGGUGGAGGGGGGUGGGACUAGCUUUGCACUUACUACUGACUUUAUAGAAGAUAUAUGGUUCCAUUAUUGGGGGAAAUGAUGGUCCUGUUGUGCAAGGUGAAAUCAUGGAGUUGGGGUACUGAAUCAGCACUAAUUUGGCACUUUAUCAGUUGUGAUGUAGCCUUGCUAGUAAAGCUGUGAAUGUAUAUUGUUUGCACUUACCCUAAACUGUAUUAAUGUCCAGCUUACUACACUAUUGAUUGCCUCAAGUAUGGGCUAUUCACAAUGCCUUGUUGUGCCUCAAUAAAACAAGUUAAUAUGCAUUUUA